AUGGCAGGGCUCAACCUCGGAAAAGUUCUGGGCAAUGAGCUAGUUACAAUAACUAUAGGCAAGGAGAAGCAAAAGUUCACUCUGCACAAGCAGCUGCUAUGCGAGUCUGUGGAAUAUUUUCGCGCGGCCUUCUCAGCAGGUGGAUUUCAAGAGAGCCAUAGUUCCUGUAUGGACAUGCCAGAGGAUGAUCCUGAAGCUUUCGAGCUGUUUGUUCAUUGGUUGUAUCGCGGAGAAGUAAGGAGGGCAACGAAGCUUACGGAUAUCGACCAAUUUCUCAAACUUUACGUCUUUUCUGAGAAGUUUCAAGAGCAACUGGACGGCGUCUGGAGAAACACGUCUUCUACAUCGCCCUUACGCAAAUGGCUCAUUCGUCUACUUGUCUACAAUGUUUGGGACGAUGAAAGAUCCGGUACACCCGAGAAAAAGACAUUUCCGCUGAAUACUGAAGAGCUCAUCUCUUUGUGGCAGCUCUUUAAAGACCACGAAGAUCUUUAUGCGAGUUUCUUUACUCAAUUACAUAAACACCCAGCAGACAAUCCACCACCAUGCCCAUUUGAAUCAACAAUUCAAGGCCUUGUACCUAUCAUCGACAUUCGGAAGGAGAAGUCUGCCAUCUUGAUAGAUCAUAGUUCACCAACUCCACCAUUGCCACCCGAAUAUUGUGCUUCAACCAACUUAAAUAUUUUAAGCGAAUCAAUAAUGUCUCCGCAAGAAGUCUUUAAGAUUGUGACUUCGAGAAAGAAAAAUCCUGACCCAGUAGUAUUAGUCGUCGGCCCAGAGAAAGAAGUAUUCGCAAUCUCCCAAGCCCUUCUCGUCGACUCUAUUGAAUACUUCAGGACAGCCUUUCUCCGGUGGUAG
This is a messenger RNA of Botrytis sinoallii, 858 nucleotides long. RefSeq lists its product as uncharacterized. NCBI's taxonomy places the organism in Eukaryota, Fungi, Ascomycota, Leotiomycetes, Helotiales, Sclerotiniaceae. Bases 1 to 858 code for a protein of 285 amino acids. The record is from RefSeq and is a predicted model, not a curated record. Gene Ontology annotation, molecular function: protein binding. The transcript is spliced from 6 exons.